This is a messenger RNA of Sordaria macrospora k-hell, 969 nucleotides long. RefSeq lists its product as uncharacterized. NCBI's taxonomy places the organism in Eukaryota, Fungi, Ascomycota, Sordariomycetes, Sordariales, Sordariaceae. The record is from RefSeq and is a predicted model, not a curated record.
AUGGCCAUUGCAAAUGCACUUACACUAUUCCCUCUCCCUCCUCUGUUUCUUAGCCCCCGAAAGAUCAAGAAGUACUACAUCGAUCCAUCAUGUAAUAUAAAGUUCGACAACGAAUUUGAGAGUCUCGUCAAAGAAGCUAUGGAUUAUGCCCAACGGGCCGUGAACCGGCUGACCUUAGAUUCUGAUACCGACUUUGCCCGAGUAUACGAAACUCUCUUCAGGGUUCCCAAGACUAAUACGCAAAAGUUCAACUGGGGCAAGAACUUCCGCACUAUGAACCCCCACAGCGCCGCAGUCCGAAUGACUACCUAUAAACAUGUGGUUGGAGUGCUUAGAGACCUUGCUACUAACUGGAGAAAGACCCACAACCGGUGGGAAGCAGAUGUAUGGUUUCAAUGCGACGCCUUUACCCCCCAUGUGCUUUCUGCUGAGGGAAAGAAUGGAGUAAUCCGCAACCUGUGGGGUCUCGACGGCAUCAAAGGUCACUUCGAAGUCUACAACCCAGAUAGAGUGGUGAUCGACCUGUGCAAGUCCACCUGGGAGGCCUUCGGGAAGCUCCCGGACAGCAUAAGAGCCGCAAAGAACCGUCUCUGCCUCGCUCACCUGAAACCACUGAACCCAGGUGAAGAAGCCAAAGAUGAGGCGGCGUUGGGCCCAGUAAAAGAGUUCAAAGUUGAUGACAUCGUACAGUGGUCAAUCCUGGGAAUCAUCUUCCGCGAGAUGAUGCAUUGUCGAUACUACUGCCUCCAUGACGCAAACGCCAGUGGCCCUAUCUAUACAUAUCUUGGGUGGGAGGCGGGGUGCAUGGAUUCCACCACGUUGCCACCAAGUUACGUUCAUAAUGCAGAAAUUUAUGCAAUGCUGGGGGUUCUAGCCAGACUGGCUGAUAUGAGGCCUGCUGGUGAGGAGGCGGGUGGGUAUACGCUGUCGAGAGAAGACGAAGGGGAGAGGGCUAAUGUCACAGGUUGA